Messenger RNA from Chara braunii, 1832 nucleotides. The record is from the annotation of a GenBank genome assembly. NCBI's taxonomy places the organism in Eukaryota, Viridiplantae, Streptophyta, Charophyceae, Charales, Characeae.
CGGCGAACCCAGUGGCGACGGGUGCCCAGUGAGCGUCUCAUCCCUCGCCAGUUGGUUUAAAAGAAGUCCGAGGCGGCGUAACAAGCAGGCCCUCCUCGUGCAACGAGCUGCGUUGUCGAAGAGACUCCUUGUUUCGAUCAAGUCCUUGGAGCAGCAGGAGGACUGCGUGCAGCUGCCGAUCUUGUCUCUUCCUCCUUCUCUCUCUCUGUGAACCUCUGUCCCUACCUCGCUGGUGCUUGCUUGGUCGUGAUGGCGAGGCGAGGGUUCGCCGCUCCGGCACAGCGAUUCGCGCUGUUGGCCGCAGUGCAGGUGGCGCUGGUUCUUCUAGCUCUCGGAUAUGGCUGUCAAAUGGCGUCUGCUCGCCACGUCACUGCUGAACAACGGCUGGCGGCGGCCAUCAACUCUACCGCUAAGGCGACGCGCCCCGUUGUGGUGACCAUCACUGAGGACAUCGUGCUCACGCGAUCGCUGCCAUUGAUUCUCGGUCCUAUCGUCAUCAAGGGAGGGUGUGGUCGGCGCAAAUGCGUCGUUGAUGGUGCGGGCAAGUACGGCAUUUUCCAGGCCUAUGCACUGCCCCCUCUGUGCUCAGUGACCAUCGAGAACUUGAUCUUGCGCAAUGCUGCGCAAGGAGCUGUCUACUCCAAGUGCGACCUGAAGCUGAGGCGUGUGGACUUCACGCAGAACAAGGGAGCGAGCGCCGCCGAGGUUGGCCAUGGACAGGCCUCGUGGCACAUCGAGGAUUGCUUGUUCGAGAAGAACAGCGCGUCAGGUGCCGGCGGUGCGCUUUACGUCGGCGCUGCCGGUAGGGGGAGAGUCGUCCGUACCACGUUCAGGUCGAACAGGGCGGGACAGGAUGGUGGAGCCGUGUACGUCUACGGACAGAUGACCGGUUCUUACGUCUUCGAUCGCGUGACCCUGGACUCGAACACGGCUGGAAAGAGUGGCGGGGGACUGUUCGUAGUCGGGAUUGCGUCGGGUGCUCCGAAGGUGUUCGUCUCCGGAUGCAAGUUCUCGAAGAACGUGGCGACGGGCGGUCCUGGUGGUGCGCUGGCGCUCAGCGCGUCGGUGGAUGCCCGAAUUUGUCACACAUCCAUCGCCGGGGGCCGGAACGCAGCGAAAGGCGGGAAAGGCAACGACGUCGCUCUGUUAGACGGCAACUAUCACCCUCAAAUGACAGUCUCAUUCUGUCCCAGAAAGCCUUCUGGUCUUUCCCUGUUCGUCACUCGCGUUCCCAAACUCCCGAUCGUUAGCCAGGACUGCCGGGUCUGUGCACUCCCACAAUAAGGACAUUUCUUCGAACGACACUGUAGUCGAUGUCCUCCAUGAUUCUCUUGGGUCAGCCUGGCUGUGUGCGACUCUCUCUCUCUCUCUCUCUCUCUCUCUCUCUCUCUCUCUCUCUCUCUCUCUCUCUCUCUCUCUCUCUCUCUGUCUGUUAGUUUUUGCUUUAGUUUGGCUCGCACACUGCUUAUCUAUGCAGUGCUAUCGAAAUCUUUGUCAGUCUUGACGGCUCUGUUGUGAGAGCCUCUUUGCGCCUUUUGUUGUGACUAAAAAGAUUGGGAAUGUGUUAGGGGUACCAUACAACCAUGAUGAGGGUCCGUCCAUUGCGUUCAGGUGAACCGCGCUACACAUGGAAAAAGUGGCUUCCGGUUCCAUUCCCCGCAGCCUCUCCCUUGGUAAUGUUUCUCUGGAUGCAUACAGAAUCGUCUUGCAGAAUGUAGGAUGGAGAGCGAUCGCAGAAUAUGCAGUGGAACAUGAACGGUCCAAGGUACAGAACCCAAGUUCAAAUCCAGCUGGAAUCAAUCAUAUGAACAGAAUAAAAUUGUUCUCAAUUU